Molecule: messenger RNA, 4758 nt
Organism: Topomyia yanbarensis
Lineage: Eukaryota; Metazoa; Arthropoda; Insecta; Diptera; Culicidae
Exons: 3
Coding region: 1-4758 (1585 amino acids)
Biological process (GO): DNA integration
Molecular function (GO): zinc ion binding; nucleic acid binding
Source: RefSeq, a predicted model, not a curated record
AUGCGGGGCGGUAUCGAUCACGUCCGUCUACCACAGAUUAAGCUGCAGACUUUUAACGGCGAUAUAGACGAAUGGCUGAGUUUUCGGGAUCUGUUCACCUCGCUCAUCCACUGGAAACCGGAUCUUCCUGAAGUGGAGAAGUUCCACUACCUGAAGGGAUGCUUACAAGGAGAACCCAAGAGUCUGAUCGAUCCGCUUCAGAUUACUAAGGCCAACUAUCAGGUGGCAUGGGACUUGCUGUUGAAGCGGUACAACAACAGUAAGCAGCUGAAGAAACGGCAGGUGCAAGCACUCUUCAACCUUCCCACCCUUCCUAAGGAAUCCGUUGCCGAUCUGCACGUUCUCAUUGAAGGUUUUGAGAGAAUUGUGCAGACUCUUGACCAGAUCAUUCAGUCAGCCGACUACAAGGAUCUUUUGCUGGUCAACAUCCUCACUACACGAUUGGAUCCGGUCACUCGGAGGGGUUGGGAAGAGAUCUCACCUAUGAAGGAGACAGAUACACUUGCAGAUCUGUUUGACUUCUUGCGGCGUAGACUCCAGGUUUUGGAUUGCUUGCCAACCAAGUCUGCUGACACUAGGGGUGCUCAGCAGCAGCAGCAAAUUCAAUCGAAACAAAGGCUUCCACCAGUGAAGACAAGUUACAGUUCAACCCAUAUGUCUGGAGGACGCUGUGUAGCUUGCUCAUCAAAUCAUCCGCUUUACCAGUGCAGUGCAUUCCAGCGCAUGGAAGUUACGGAGAGGGACGGCCUUUUGAAAACUCAUUCCCUCUGCCGGAAUUGCUUCAGAACGGGACACCAAGCAAAAGAGUGCCAAUCCAAAUACUCUUGCCGGAGCUGCAAGGGUCGGCAUCAUACUCUUGUGUGCUUCAAGUCAGAAAGGGAUACGGAUAAGGACACGAAGGUUGCGGCAGUUGCUAGGGGCAACAAGCCUUCAGUUCCCACUGAAUCAUCAAAUACUUCAUCCCAAGUGGCUAACGUGGCAGCCACAGAAGUUUUGGUUGCUGGUGCGGCUCACCAGUAUUCAUCCCAGGUUCUUCUGGCUACAGCAAUCGUCGUGAUCGAGGACGACGAUGGCAAUCGGUUUCCGGCGCGUGCGCUGUUAGAUUCGGGAUCGGAAAGCAACUUCGUGACUGAGCGAUUAAGUCAGCGCAUGAAGGUAACGGUCAACCUUCCGACCACCACUAUUAACACCGAUAAGUGGGCAAUUCCGGACAAUAUCCAGUUGGCAGAUCCUGCAUUUUUCGAAUCUAAGGUGGUGGAUCUUGUACUCGGGAUCGAAGCGUUUUUCGAUUUCUUCGAAACCGGAAGGAGAAUUUCCCUGGGCGAACAAUUACCGACUCUUAAUGAUUCCGUAUUCGGCUGGGUCGUAUGCGGAGGAUUUUCGGUUUCUAGUCGAUCACUGCACAUCAACUGCAAUAUGUCGACAACGGAGGAUUUGGACGCGCUGAUGUCUCGAUUUUGGUCUUGUGAGGAAGUCGAGUCUGGCAACACAUUUUCGCUGGAAGAGAAACGCUGCGAAGAGUUGUUUCUGAACACGGUUAAAAGGGAUGAAACCGGUCGGUACACAGUCUCCCUACCUAAGGAUGAAGACGCUAUCUCAAGGUUGGGCGAGUCAAGGGACAUCGCACUCCGACGUCUUCAAGGAACCGAGCGUAGGUUGGCUAGGGACGAAAAUCUACGGAAGCAGUACACUGAUUUUAUGGAGGAGUACCUGCAUCUAGGUCAUAUGCGGAAGGUCGAAGAAGUUGCUACAGAUUCAGUUAAACGGUGCUAUUUGCCACACCAUCCAGUGGUAAAGGAUUCCAGUACCACUACCAAGGUACGGGUGGUAUUCGACGCUUCCUGCAAGACUUCUUCCGGACUAUCAUUGAACGACGUGUUACUGGUGGGGCCGGUGAUACAGGAGGACCUCCGUUCCAUUAUCCUACGCAGUCGGACAAAACAAAUCAUGCUCGUGUCCGACGUGGAAAAGAUGUUCCGACAAAUCAAUGUUUGCCCAGAAGAUCGACCGUUGCAGUGUAUUCUCUGGCGAAACUCGUCUGCCGAGGAGAUAUCCACCUACGAGCUCAACACGGUGACAUACGGUACUAAGCCAGCGCCAUUUUUGGCCACCAGAACGCUAAAACAAUUAGCACUGGAUGAGGAGCGGUAUCCACUAGCGGCCAAGGCAGCCAUCGAGGAUACCUAUAUGGAUGACGUCAUCACAGGAGCAGACGAGUGGGCGUCGAACUGUCCCGAUGUACUGAACGGGAUCGAGGAGGAAGAGCUUGCCAUCCGAUCACCUGAAGGCAUUGUUUUGGAUCCAGACCCUUCGAUAAAAACUUUGGGACUGACCUGGAUGCCAGUAACCGACACACUUAGGUUCCAGUUUACCAUCCCUAAUUUGAACACAGAAGUUCCUCUUACCAAACGGUGCGUGCUUUCGGUGAUUGCUACAUUGUUCGACCCAUUAGGCCUGUUGGGCGCUGCUAUCACUACAGCAAAGAUCUUCAUGCAGCUGCUGUGGACGUUGCGAGACGAAAAUGACCAACGACUAGAUUGGGACCAGCUGUUACCUCCAACGGUGGGUGAGGCCUGGAGAAAGUAUCACGAGCAACUUCCACUGUUCAAUGAAAUCCGUAUCGACCGCUGUGUUAUCAUCACAGACGCGGUAUCUGUGGAGAUCCAUUGUUUUUCGGAUGCCUCGGAGAAGGCAUACGGAGCAUGUCUGUAUCUCAGGAGUGAGAAUGCAGUCGGGGAGGUAAAGGUUAGGCUUUUGACCUCAAAAUCAAAGGUUGCCCCCUUAAAAUGUCAGACGAUUCCUCGGCUGGAGUUGUGUGGUGCACUUUUAGCAGCACAACUCUACGAAAAGGUGGACAAGUCAAUAAAAAUCACGGUAAAAUCAUAUUUCUGGACGGAUUCAACCUGCGUCCUGCGUUGGCUUGCGGCUAAUCCAACGACCUGGACCACCUUCGUCGCCAACCGAGUGGCAAAAAUACAGUCCAUUACACAAGGAUCAAGAUGGAGUCACGUACCUGGUAUCCAGAAUCCGGCAGAUCUUGUUUCGAGAGGGAUUUCGCCAAAUGACAUCGUUCUGAAUACGUUUUGGUGGCAAGGACCGAGCUGGUUAGAGAAGACGGAAGAGCAUAGGCCUCUCUUACCAGAUAAUCUACUGACAAAUGAGGGAGACGAGGAGAAACGACACACGGUGCUAGCUGGAACGGUUUCAACAAUCGCCGAAUUCAACCAAUUAUACCUUGGCAAAUUUUCGUCGUACAGUGACCUUCUUCGUCGAACUGCCUACUGGCUGCGUCUGAUUAAACUUCUACGAACCCCGCGGAAGGAUAGAAAAGCCCCUACGUUCCUGUCUACUGAAGAGCUAAAAGAGGCGGAAAACACUCUGGUUCGAUUGGUUCAGAGGGAGGUGUUCGUUGAGGAAUGGAAGGCGCUCUCCAAGGAAAAUGCGGUUUCCAAGAGCUCGCCGCUUCGAUGGUUUAAUCCGUUUGUCUCCCAAGACCAGUUGAUCAGACUUGGCGGUCGUUUAAAGCAUUCGAUGGAGUCUGAAAACACCAAACAUCCGGCCGUUUUACCCCCUCGGCACAUAUUUACACGCUUGCUGUUACGGUAUUACCAUGAACGACUUCUGCACGCUGGACCACAGUUGCUGUUGGGAGUUGUUAGGCUUCGAUUUUGGUCGCUGGGAGGCAGGAGUGUAGUUCGGCACAUUAUCCAUCAGUGUCAUAUAUGCUUCCGAUCGAAACCAUCGACCGUACAGCAGUUUAUGGGGGAUCUACCAGCUUCACGGGUCACCGUAUCCCGUCCAAUUUCUCGCACAGGUGUCGACUACUUUGGACCCCUCUAUGUGAGACCAGCUCCAAGGCGUACGGCAGUUAAGGCUUACGUUGCUAUAUUCGUGUGUCUGUGUACCAAGGCAGUGCAUCUCGAAUUGGUCACAGAUUUAUCCACAGAUCGAUUUCUACAGGCACUACGGUGUUUUGUUGCCAGAAGAGGACGAUGUACGGAUAUAUAUUCCGACAACGGCACUAAUUUUGUCGGCGCUCGCAAUAAACUGCAAGAAUUCCUGAGAUUGCUUAAAGAUAGCCAUCAUAACGACAUUGUGUCCAAGCAAUUAGCCAAGGAAGGGAUCCAAUGGCACUUUAGCCCGCCGAGUGCGCCACAUUUUGGCGGUAUUUGGGAGGCCGCAGUCCGAUCAGCAAAAAUUCAUCUGCUAAAGGUGGUAGGCGAAACUCCUGUGUCCCCAGAGGACAUGAACACGCUAUUAGUCCAAGUUGAAAGAUGCCUGAAUUCUCGCCCGCUCACACCCAUGUCUGAUGAUCCGAAUGAUCUGCAGCCACUAACCCCCGCACAUUUUCUGAUUGGAGAAUCUCUCCACGCUGUUCCCGAUCCAGAUUUAUCAAGCAUUCCAAUGAAUCGUCUCACCCAAUGGCAGUUAACCCAACAAAGACUGCAGAACUUCUGGAAAAGGUGGCGCAGAGAAUAUCUGUGUCAACUUCAAGGCAGAACCAAACGAUGGAAACCGGCUGUUCGUAUCGACAUUGGAAAACUAGUCGUUAUUAAAGAUGAUAAUCAACCUCCAAUGCGAUGGAAAAUGGGUAGAAUCGUGCAAACUCACCCUGGCGACGAUGGAACCGUGCGAGUAGUUACACUGAAAACCGCUACUGGAAUGCUAACUCGUCCGGUCGAAAAGCUUUGUCUGCUACCUAUUUCGGAUGACAACGACGACAUACAGCCAACAGAAGUCCACCAUCAGCAAUCCUAG